CCCCACCCACGCUGCCAAUGCCUGAGUUCUCCGGCACCGCCACUCGCCCGCGCGCGCCCAGAUGCUUCUCCCUUCGCACGGCCACCGCCGUCCUCCUCUUCCGCGCCGCGGCGUCCACGGCCUUACUCCCUCCCCGCGCCGCGCGGGAUGCCUCGUCGUUCUCCUCCUCGCCCUCGCCUUCGUCGUCCUCGCGGCGGCCGUGCUCCACCGCGCCUCCAUCACAGCAAGCGCCGGCCACCACCAUCGCGAGGAAGGCGACCUCCGGACCGCCGCGCCGAGGGUCACGAUCUUCUCGGCCCCGCUCGGCCCGCCCGACGGCUCGCCCGCGCGGCAGGAACUGGCGGUGCGGUCGUGGCUGGCGCUCCCGUGGGACGCCACCGUCGUGCUCCUCGGCUCCCACCCGUCGGCGCACGCCCUGUCCGAACGUCUCGGACGCCGGGUCACCGUCGAGGCCACCAUCGAUUCCUCGUUCACGGGGACGCCAUUCUUCCACUCCACGAUCGCAAGAGCGCAAGCCGCCGCCGACUCCGACGUCUGCGUCCUCGUCGACGCCGAAGUCGUUCUGCUCCCCGAGACCGUCGCAUUACUGACAGAUCUCGGCAAAAUUGACCGUGAUUGGCUCCUCGUUGCAAUGUCACGCAACGUUUCCAGCUUCCCCUACAAUCUCGCCCGCGGUGCGAUGGUACUUUUUCUUCCAUCCUUCUAUCGACGGCAACCUUAGAUUCGUAGAAAACUCCAACAGAUUCAAGCUGACAAGUGGGCAGCAGAUGGCAGCGACAGGGGGCUCGUUUUCGCGUGGAACAAUCCGGGCCGUCCAUUGCUUGCAGGAGUUGUGCCUUCUUUUCUGUAUGGAAGAGGGGCGCACAGCUGGUGGCUGGUCCAUGGGGUUCUGUCAUCUGAAAUGAGACUCGUAUUCGACGCAAGCAGUCUAGUUCUUGGGCUAUACCCCGAAAAUUUCACCGCAAAGCGCGCCGCUGAUUCGAGUAGCAGCGGUAGAUUAGCUGAUGGAUCAUGGGAGCACGGUGUCAACCGCCAUCUCGCUUCGGUUUACGGGUCGUAUUGCCGUCGUCCGCCAGGAGGGCAUCAUCAUGCUUUUCCCAUGCUGUAUGAAGUGGUAAAGCAUUAUGAAGAUUACAUGUUGAGCAAAGUUGAAGAGCCUACAUUCUCAAGAUUUGUCAUAGGUAGAGAACAGGAUGCCCAUGAAGGGGUUGGUGGUAACCCAUGGAACAAAGAGGACAAUUGCUUGUCUGAUCAUCUGCCAAGCUAUUCUUCAGAAGCCUCUGAUGUUCCAUAUUCAUUAGAAAUGCUCCUUCGGUUUGUAGCCGAUGAGAAUAGAUCUGUUGUUCUUGGUGUGGCUGGGGCAAGUUACAGGGACAUGCUUAUGAGUUGGGUGUGCCGUUUGCGCCAGCUCAGAGUCACCAAUUUUGCAGUCUGUGCUCUAGAUCAAGAGACAUACGAAUUCUCCGUCUUGCAGGGUUUGCCGGUUUUCAGAGAUCCAACGUCGCCAAAGAACGUCAGUUUUGAUGACUGCCACUAUGGAACCCAGUGUUUUAAGCGGGUGACGAAGGUUAAAUCGCGCAUUGUUCUGGAGAUUAUAAGGAUGGGGUACAACGUGCUGCUGAGUGAUGUUGAUGUCUACUGGUUUCACAAUCCAGUGCAGUUCCUGCACUCUCUUGGACCUGCUACAUUCGCAGCCCAAUCAGAUGAAUACAAUGAGACAGGGCCAAUAAACCUGCCACGCCGGCUAAAUUCAGGUUUCUACUACGCCCGAUCAGACAGCGCCACCAUCACCGCGAUGGAGAUGGUAGUGAAGCACGCUGCCAAAUCAAACUCAUCAGAGCAGCCAAGCUUCUAUGACGUCCUGUGUGGGAAGGAAGGUGUGAACCGACUCGGCAACGACAGAUGCCUAGAGCCUAGCACAAACCUCACCGUCGUGUUCCUGGACCAGGACCUGUUCCCCAACGGAGCUUACAAGGGACUUUGGGAGAGGCACGAUCUGCGCUUGGCUUGCAGGAACCUUGGGUGCUUCAUCAUCCACAAUAACUGGGUAAACGGGAGGAAGAAGAAACUCUGGCGACAGAUGGCAUCCGGACUGUGGGACUAUGAUCCUAGCUCCAGGAUGUGCUUACAGAGCUGGGGUGAAGCAAGUAGUAGCUUCACAGCGGCCGGUCAGUUUCAUGCGUCUGAGGACACGGAAAGUUAGUACCUGACCUUUUAGAAUUAGACAGCUAGCUACUUGCCAAUGCUAAUUCUGAAGAUGGUCAAGGAUCGACAGCCUACUUUUUUUCACAAGAUGUAUAUGAUGUAUUGU
This is a messenger RNA of Aegilops tauschii subsp. strangulata, 2311 nucleotides long. RefSeq names its product beta-arabinofuranosyltransferase RAY1. Lineage: Eukaryota; Viridiplantae; Streptophyta; Magnoliopsida; Poales; Poaceae. Gene Ontology annotation, molecular function: glycosyltransferase activity. The record is from RefSeq and is a predicted model, not a curated record.